AUGGCGGUUCGCGCACAGUUUGAGAACUCCAACGAGGUUGGCGUCUUCGCUCGUCUCACCAAUUCAUAUGCCGUUGUCGCUAUCGGAGCCUCGGAGAACUUUUACAGUGUAUUCGAGGCCGAACUCCAAGAUGUCAUCCCCAUUUGUCACGCUACUAUUGCUGGUACUAGGAUUGUUGGGCGUCUAACAGCGGGUAACCGUAAGGGCCUUCUGGUCCCCACAACCACCACAGAUCAGGAACUGCAGCAUCUCCGGAAUACGCUCCCAGACUCGGUCAAGAUUCAACGGAUAGAAGAGCGUCUAUCAGCUCUGGGAAACGUCAUCUGCUGCAACGACCAUGUCGCCUUGAUACAUCCGGAUCUGGAGCGAGAAACAGAAGAAAUGUACUACCCCCACCACCACCAUUGCUUCUUGAUUACUAUAUGGCAUGGAAUGAAAGUGUUGACAAUUUUUACCAGUAUCGCCGACGUCCUCGGUGUCGAAGUCUUCCGACAAACUAUUGCUGAUAACGUCCUGACGGGCUCAUACAUGGCUCUCUCCAACCAAGGUGGUAUCGUGCACCCCAAGACCUCCAUCCGUGAUCAGGACGAGCUCUCCUCUCUCCUCCAGGUGCCUCUUGUCGCUGGUAGUGUGAAUCGUGGUAGUGCUGUUGUCGGCGCUGGUAUGGUUGUCAACGACUGGUUGGCCGUAACGGGCCUGGAUACGACGGCAACAGAGUUGAGUGUCAUUGAAAGCGUGUUCCGCUUAGGAGAGAUGGGCCCUCGCGGUGUCGGCAUGGGCAGUACCAACAAGGAGAGCAUUGUGGAGAGCUUCUACUAG
This is a messenger RNA of Aspergillus oryzae RIB40, 819 nucleotides long. RefSeq names its product translation initiation factor 6. Gene Ontology annotation, biological process: cytosolic ribosome assembly; assembly of large subunit precursor of preribosome; maturation of 5.8S rRNA. Bases 1 to 819 code for a protein of 272 amino acids. NCBI's taxonomy places the organism in Eukaryota, Fungi, Ascomycota, Eurotiomycetes, Eurotiales, Aspergillaceae. Gene Ontology annotation, molecular function: ribosomal large subunit binding. The record is from RefSeq and is a predicted model, not a curated record. Gene Ontology annotation, cellular component: cytosol; nucleolus; preribosome, large subunit precursor. The transcript is spliced from 4 exons.